Messenger RNA from Haliotis rubra (blacklip abalone), 657 nucleotides. RefSeq names its product membrane protein FAM174B-like. The record is from RefSeq and is a predicted model, not a curated record. NCBI's taxonomy places the organism in Eukaryota, Metazoa, Mollusca, Gastropoda, Lepetellida, Haliotidae. The transcript has 3 exons. The coding region runs from base 122 to 640 and encodes 172 amino acids.
UGCUGCCACUUCCGCCUGACGUGUAGUCGUGUGAUUGUACAUGCAUCAUGCUGUUAUUCCGCCGUAUGGACAGUUGAUAGGCACAUUUAUAUACUUUGUGACCGUGUGUUAAGUGUACAAAAUGGAGAAAUCUACGAUUUUGAUUAUCAGUGUUCUUAUAAUCCUGCUUGAAGUGUCUUGUGCAUCUUUGUCCGGAGAGACGAAUGUGAACAGCGUCAGAAAAUCCGUUCCAGAGGCAAAGAAAAGUGUAGCUGUGCACGAAACCACCACUCUGAAGGUAGCAGAUGCCAAAACAACAACUAAACCAACGACGAGUGCAAAUGAAACAUGUCUGAAUUCAACAGACUGCACGAAAGGCACCGGGAACGGUUAUUUCACCAAAGUCAUGGAACAAAUUACAAAAAACAAAGACAUGCUUCUCAGAACUAUGUAUGUUUUAAUAGGAGUGACAGGCAUUGUCAUCAUAUAUUUCGUGGUACGAGCAUGGAGACUGCGCAGUAGAAGAAGAAAGGCCAGAAAGUAUGGAAUCAUCACAACACCAGCAUCUGACCUAGAGAUGGCGCCACUUGGACAGGGGGAUGAUGACGAUGAUGACGAAGAUAUGACAGUGUUUGAAAUGAAUGGGAAGAGACUGAGAUAGAUUUGGCUGCAUCUGUG